UGGACCAAAAGCUCAUAUUUCAGCAACUGCCCGUCUAUGUGGUUUGAUUCUAUGGACUUUCUGCAGUAGCUAUUGUUUUGAUUAGGAAACUCCUUUUUCAAACGGCCUGCUACGGAUUACGUUAUCUAAGAUCUCCCUCCAAGUCAUACAAGUCAUGGAUGAGCAGACAAACUCUCCAGGAACCAACGCCGACAACAACAGCCAGAGAAAUGGAGAUGAGAAGCCCCGGCGGGGCAACUGGACCAAGGGGAGGAAGAGGAAGAAGCCAAUGAAGGACAGCAACGCGCCAAAGGCCCCCCUCACGGGCUACGUCCGCUUCAUGAACGACAGGCGGGAGCAGCUACGUGCGGAGCGCCCCGACGUGCCCUUCCCAGAGAUUACCAGGAUGCUGGGCAACGAGUGGAGCAAGCUGCCCCCCGAGGACAAGCAGCGAUACUUGGACGAGGCGGAGCGAGAUAAGGAGCGCUACAUGCGCGAGCUGGAGAAGUACCAGAAGACGGAGGCCUACAAGCAUUUUACCAGGAAGGUCCAGGAGAAGCAGAAAGGCAAGCGGCACAGGGGAGAUGUUGGGCAGCAGGUAGCCAACGAGGCUCUUCACGAGAAGGAUGCGGAAGGGAAGGACAGAACCGUGUUCGACAUACCGAUCUUCACGGAGGAGUUCCUCAACCACAGCAAAGCGCGUGAAGCGGAGAUGCGCCAGCUGCGUAAGACCAACAUGGAGUACGAGGAGCGCAACGCGGCGCUGCAGAAACACGUGGAGAGCAUGCGCGGGGCGGUGGAGAGGCUGGAGGGCGACGUGAUGCAGGAGAGGGGACGCAACGGGCUCCUCCAGCAGCACCUGGAGACGCUGCGGCAGGCGCUCGCCUCCAGCUUCGCCGCUGUGCCUCUGCCAGCCAGCGGAGAGACGCCCACUCUCGACAGCAUCGACUCGUACAUGAAGAAGCUCCACAGCAUCAUCGUCGGCAGCCCCCAGGAAAACGAGCACCUCAUCAACACUGUGAGAGAUGUGGUCAACCGCCUGGACAGAUAAUUGGACCGAGUCCCCCCCAUUGGAUUGAGAUCCGCAGGGUAGAGACUGCUCCCCGACGGCGGUUCCUCCUGUUGGUCCGUCAUCCCAUUGAUUUGAAUGCAUCUUUUAUUACUCUGCUAUGGUGAUGUUUUCAUAUUUAUUUAAGUACUGUUUUACAUUUUAAACUAUUCACACUUAAGUAUAGCUGUAGAUUGUUUUGUAAAAUACUCAAAUGGUAGUUUCAUGUCGCUCGUCGCUCCUGUUUAUAGCAAUAUGUUUGCGGUAUCAAAGAUGUUCCGAUGUGUCAGUAGGUUUUUAUUCAGCACAUCCGAGAAAACUGCUGAGCAGACUUUGCUUUUUUCAUACUCUGUUGAGGAAAAAAACGUGCCAUUUAUUUCUUUUUCCUGUGUGAGAAAGUGUUUGUUUUCAAUAAACGUAUGUACAUUUGA
Gasterosteus aculeatus aculeatus (three-spined stickleback) is the source of this 1458-nucleotide messenger RNA. It is a transcript of the gene hmg20a, whose product is annotated as high mobility group 20A. The record is from RefSeq and is a predicted model, not a curated record. NCBI's taxonomy places the organism in Eukaryota, Metazoa, Chordata, Actinopteri, Perciformes, Gasterosteidae. Gene Ontology annotation, cellular component: nucleus. Gene Ontology annotation, biological process: regulation of gene expression.